UUUCUUUAGUUUUUCCAACUUUUUCCCUUUUCCUGGUAUUGGAUAGGCGAUUUUAUCAAACUCCAGAAAAGGAAUUGUUUAAUUUUUGUUUUUUAAAUUCUUUUUAAUUUUUAAUUAAUUAAUUAAUUUUGAGUGAGAAAGAAAGCAGGGAAUUGGAAAUGGAAGAAAGAGCAGCAGCAGCAGCAGCAGCAGCAGAAGCAAAGCUCGCUCUCUCUUUUAUUUAGGUUCUCUCUCUCUCUCUCUCGCUCUCUCACUCACUGUCUCGUUUUGCUCAGAAGAAGAGGAAGUUAGUCCAAACACUAGUUUGAGAAACCAGAAGGCGAACAAGCUCUAGAUCUGCGUCGCCAAUGGUGCUGAUGUUCUCUAUUUCUCAGCUGCAACAACACCACUGGUAAGAUUCGCUUCGAUCACUUAAGACGCUGCCUUCAGAGCUAAGGUUUACUUUGAUCUUGGAAAUCAUGAGUGUCUGGCUGGCUGGAAUUUGUCUGGUCUCCCAGCAAAUGAAAGAAUGUGCUAUGGAUCAGAGCGGGUAAAACCCUGUUCAUCUUCAGCAGCAUCUCCCAUCGUUGACGAACACUUUAACACAACAACCAUGAAUCACUUGACAGUUGAAACUGAAGAUACUUUUGCCAGCUUACUUGAACUUGCAGCAAACAAUGACAUUGAGAGCUUCAGACGAUCAAUACAGCACAAUCCUUCUGCCAUCGAUGAGAUUGGCUUAUGGUAUUGUCGUCAGAAGGGCUCAAAGCAGAUGGUUAAUGAGCACAGAACCCCUUUAAUGGUAGCCGCUACAUAUGGUAGUAAUGAUGUCUUAAAGCUGAUUCUUUCUCUCUCUGAUGCUGAUGUAAAUCAGACCUGUGGUAAUGAUAGAAGCACUGCUCUACACUGCGCUGCUUCAGGUGGUGCUGAGAAUGCUGUCGAUACUGUGAGGCUGCUUUUAGCUGCUGGUGCUGAUCCUAAUUUGAUUGAUGCAAAUGGUCAUCGUCCUGUUGAUGUUAUAGUUGUUCCUCCUAGGCUCCAGAAUGUCAGAUUAGCUCUUGAAGAACUCCUUAUGAUUAACGGUUCUGUUGGUGAACAAAUUUUCUCAGUCUCAACAAGAGCCCUUUCUCCUCCUCUAUCAACUUCUCCAGACAAUGGGUCUCCAUCAGCUUUAGAUUUCACUUGUUCUCCGACAAAGUCGAAGUUCUAUAAUAUUACUGUUUCUUCUGCAUCAGAGAAGAAGGAAUACCCUGUUGACCCCUCUCUCCCAGACAUCAAGAACAGUAUUUAUUCAACUGAUGAAUUCCGUAUGUAUUCAUUCAAGGUGAGGCCUUGUUCACGUGCCUACUCCCAUGAUUGGACUGAGUGCCCUUUUGUCCAUCCUGGAGAAAAUGCACGAAGAAGGGAUCCAAGGAAGUUCCAUUACAGCUGUGUUCCUUGCCCUGACUUCCGAAAAGGGGCUUGCAGGCGUGGAGAUAUGUGUGAAUAUGCUCAUGGGGUUUUUGAGUGUUGGCUACACCCAGCUCAAUAUCGAACCCGACUCUGCAAGGAUGGUACAAGUUGUGCGAGGAGAGUCUGCUUUUUUGCCCACACAGCAGAGGAACUCAGGCCAUUGUAUGUCUCUACUGGUUCUGCUGUUCCUUCUCCUCGCUCGACCACUUCCGGUGCUUCAGCCAUGGAUUUUGCUGCUGCAAUGAGCCUCUUGCCUGGUUCUCCUUCAUCACUCUCUGCCAUGUCUCCUUCACCAUUUACUCCACCCAUGUCUCCCUCUGGCAAUGGCAUGUCACACUCUUCUGUAGCUUGGCCCCAACCUAAUGUCCCGGCUCUGCAUCUCCCAGGCAGCAAUAUUCAGUCUAGUCGCUUGAGAUCUUCCCUUUGUGCAAGAGAUAUGGCAGCAGAUGACUUUGAUUUACUGCCAGAGUUUGAUAUGCAGCAACAGCAGCUCCUAAAUGAAUUAUCUAUGAGUAAUUCACUGAACCGUUCUGGUCGGUUGAAUACCUUAACACCCUCAAAUCUGGAUGAUCUCUUUUCUGCUGAGAACUUAUCUCCUCGCUACUCUGAUCAAGCAUUGGCAUCAGCUGUUUUCUCCCCAACUCACAAGUCAGCUCUUCUCAAUCAGUUUCAGCAGCAACAGAGCAUGCUUUCACCAAUCCAUACAAACUUUUCGCCCAAAACUACUGUUGAUCACCCUCUAUUGCAGGCUCCCUUUGGAGCACCACCAUCCUCUGGGAGGAUGUCUCCCCGAAAUGUGGAACCUAUCUCACCAAUGGGCUCUCGGGUUUCCAUGCUAGGUCAACGGGAGAAGCAACAGUUUCGUAGCCUUAGUUCACGGGAGCUUGGCUCCAGCUCCACUUCCAAUAUUGGUUCCCCUGCAAAUUCUUGGUCAAAAUGGGGAUCGUCUGAUGGAAAACCAGAUUGGGCAGUUACUUCAGAUGAAUUGGGAAAGCUACGCAGGUCAUCUUCAUUUGAGCUGGGGAACAAUGGAGAGGAACCAGAUCUUUCGUGGGUUCAGUCACUUGUUAGAGAAUCUCCUACUGAAAUCAAAGAAAAGCUAACAACACCCGUCUCAGGUGUUGCGGCCACUGGAUCCUCCAAUGACGGUUUAAGUGCAAACUCCCAAAUGGAAUCGGUUGAUCAUGCGGCAAUGGGAGCUUGGAUUGACCAACUACAUCUUGAUCUUGUGGCUCAGCAAAACUGAUCGAACAGUAUUCACUUGGCCCCAAGACAGUUAACAUGAAGUUUUUGGUAAAUAACAUAAUGCAUUCUUUUUCCAGAUUUUCUUGGUGGUUGAUAUGGGGAGGGAGUGGGGGGACAUGGAUGAAAGCCAAUGCAGGAAGUCACAUCAUUUAUUGUUACAGAAAUUAGAAAGCGUAAGAAUACCUCUCGGUUAUACUAGAAACAGAAUGAAAACCCAGUCUUGGUGUCAUUUUGCUUCCAAUAUUCUCAAAUUUAGGUUUAUAUAAUCAUCAUUUUUUUGUAUGAUGAGCAACAUGUUCUAUGCAUAUGAAACUCAUAAUCUUAUGGCUGUUUCAUAUUUUACCUUUUAUUCAUUGUCUACUCGGUAAAAAUUAGGAGGGUCAUAUUCUAUUAUGUUCUUUUAAGAUUUCUUCAUACUCUGGGCUCGGACCUCUGGUCCAUUUUUGGGGAUUGGAAAGGAUGUUGAUUCUGAUGUUUUCUAAUGUAAUUUUAGAAUCUAGUAACGUGUAGUGUCAGUUACUGGGGAUAAAGAGGAAGAUGAAGAAAUUAUGAUCCUUCCAUAAUGUAUCAUUCAAUUUUACUGGGGAUAAAGAGGUAUUCUAAUACUUAUCUUCUUUUUUGUUA
Rosa rugosa (rugosa rose) is the source of this 3300-nucleotide messenger RNA. Its product is annotated as zinc finger CCCH domain-containing protein 30. The transcript is spliced from 2 exons. NCBI's taxonomy places the organism in Eukaryota, Viridiplantae, Streptophyta, Magnoliopsida, Rosales, Rosaceae. Gene Ontology annotation, molecular function: metal ion binding; protein binding. The record is from RefSeq and is a predicted model, not a curated record. Bases 509 to 2677 code for a protein of 722 amino acids.